CAGUGGAAGGUCACACGGAGCCGGCCGUCGGCGCGUGCGCACGUCGCUCCAACAAUAAACUAAAUAAACUAGCCGCCAUUACAGUCCCUGUAUAGUCGUCAACAGUGAUACGAGUGAUCGAAACAAAGUCGACGACUUGACCUACAGAUAAUUUGCUUCACGUCGAGUAAACUUUAAGUUCACUUCGAAGCUGGAAAUUGUGCAUGAUCUAACGUAUUAAAGGUAAUUAUUGAACAUGCAGUUUUUUGAAUAUUUAUUAGUUAUUAUUUUUAUUCAAUAUGUAUCGCUAAAUGUCACGGAAUCUGCAGCCUUGAGUGAUACAAACAUAACGACGAGCAUGGCGUCCAUUGAUUAUUCUACCGUCGAAAUAAAAGAGAAGCCUUUAUUUACGCCACCCUUGGAGGAGAUAGUGGAAGUGCUCUCUCGCAGUUUGCCGUCCACUUUUGAAUAUGUGAGCGUGACGGCCGAGGAGACUCCCGACCUCACGCAGCCUCCGUACAACCUCACCGCUCCAGGACUGACCGGCGACGCGAAACUGGUGGAGUUGGGCGGCCCGCCGUACCUCUUGCCGCUCGUGCGGCGCGACAAGCUGUACGACCUGGCGGCGCUGCUGCGCCACCUGCGCCGCGACCCCGCGCUGCUGGUUGGCGCCGGCGCCGGGCCCUGGCCCUACUUGGGCACCAACUGCGAGGGCAUCAUCAAUCUGAAGAUGGAGGGGGGCGUGGUGCGCCAGGGCACGCGCAUCGUCAGCGUGCAGGGGAGGAGCUACCGACAGGAGCAGCUCCCCGACACGGAGACGCGCACCGCUCUGCUCGGGAACUAUCUGCUGUCAGAAGGGAAGCCCGGUAAGGUUAUAAAGGUAGUGGCUAAGAAACGAAUCGGAGAAUCGAACUUCAUCACCGCCAUCAGAGAAGCUCUUAAAAAUCACUACGGCGCCAAUGUUGUUGGUCUGGGCGGCGCCUUCGUGCUGCGCUCGGGCUUGGUGAAGCACCACGUGAUGCCCGACUUCUCCGCAACCGCGCUCUGCAAGGAAGCCGACGUGGAAGGCUGGCUGCGCUUCUACGAAAUGCGCGCUCCCAUCACACACGUCGGCACGCUCGUCACCGGCGACCUGGGCCUGGACCUCCGCCUGCAUCACUUCCAUGGGUUCAGCUUGCACGGCGACGGCGGCCACUACCACUACGACACGACGCCCGAGGUCGUGCACUACGAGGGCUACUUCGCUCUCGCUCGCUCCGUCGUGCGCGUCGACGCGCCGCUCGAGACGCACUAUAUCGGUCGCGACUGACCGACCGCCGACACUGAUUUAUUUAAGUACGAUGUAAAAUGUCCCUGCGAUUUAAACUUAAAUUUCAUGUACGCGUCGAUCGCUUGUUGUAUAUAAUUGUUGUUAUUAUUUUGUUUUAUAUUUUACAAUAAAUGAAUAAUGACUAAGACGUCUUUGAUCAUCUUAUAAAUAAUAUUAUAUUGUAUUUGAAAUAAGCUUUCACUUUUUCAAGUGAUGGUAAAAAGUCUUAUAUAUUUAUUGUUAAAAUAUCCUUGUUAUCGUGCGCUCUUAUGUUCAGGGUUAAAGUUUCGCGGAACAUGACGUUCGGUUUUGUUCCUGAUUAAGUUUAAAUGAUGCAAUACUGCAGUCUACAUGCUUAAAGUUAUAAUAAAAAAUAGGUCUUAGUGUAAGUAACUUAACACUUGUUUUUAUAAAAUCGAAAUAAAUGAACGUUUAACAAUU
Messenger RNA from Nymphalis io (European peacock), 1729 nucleotides. RefSeq names its product ester hydrolase C11orf54 homolog. The coding region runs from base 236 to 1288 and encodes 350 amino acids. Gene Ontology annotation, molecular function: hydrolase activity, acting on ester bonds; zinc ion binding. Gene Ontology annotation, cellular component: nucleus. NCBI's taxonomy places the organism in Eukaryota, Metazoa, Arthropoda, Insecta, Lepidoptera, Nymphalidae. The transcript has 9 exons. The record is from RefSeq and is a predicted model, not a curated record.